Messenger RNA from Trichoplusia ni (cabbage looper), 486 nucleotides. RefSeq lists its product as uncharacterized. NCBI's taxonomy places the organism in Eukaryota, Metazoa, Arthropoda, Insecta, Lepidoptera, Noctuidae. Gene Ontology annotation, molecular function: nucleic acid binding. Bases 1 to 486 code for a protein of 161 amino acids. The transcript has a single exon. The record is from RefSeq and is a predicted model, not a curated record.
AUGUGGAGUGAUACUGGCACCACAUUCGUAGGUGCCUCAAGGGAGUUGCAACAAUUAAAGGCCAUCCAACCGACCAUAGCCGAACAUCUCGAGGCUAAUGGUACCGAGUGGCACUUCAUUCCUCCUCAUAGUCCCAACUUUGGAGGACUUUGGGAGGCCGGAGUGAAGUCCACAAAGUUUCACUUGAAACGAGUGAUUGGUGACGCGACACUCACGUACGAAGAACUGACUACGCUUCUUAGUCAGAUAGAAGCGUGUUUAAACUCACGGCCCAUGAGUACAAUCAAUGUCGACGAUCCUGGUGAACCAAUGCCAUUAAAGCCUGGACAUUUUCUAAUUGGAGAGCCAUUAGCGAAUGUACCAGAUUAUGAUUACGAGAACUCUAAUAUAUUUAUGUUAGAGGUGGCAAUUCAUCCAACGCAUGCUACAAGAGUUUUGGAGACGUUGGUCUCACCAAUAUUUGGCUACGUUGAUGAAUCGCUAUAA